AUGCGCUGGAACUAUCAGCAGUUUCAUUUGUCUACCGCGCACACCACACUGCUGCAAGAUGAGAAACUGUGCGACGUCACCCUAGUCUGUGACAAAGGAAACGUUGAAGCACUCCAAGUCAUUCUGUCCGCUUGCAGUUCGUACUUCGAACAGGUAUUUGUCGAAAAGAAACAUCCACAUCCGAUCAUCUCAAUGAGGGAUGUGGAGGUGAACGAAAUGUGCACCCUCUUUCAUUUUAUGUAGGGAGAGGUCAACGUUAGUCAGCGCAAUUUGCAUAACUUUAUCCAAACGGUACUAGGACUGACCAGAAGUCCCGAGGACUAUCAGCGCCUGGAGCGGAUCUGUUUCUCGCGAUAUGAGCGCGACGCCAAGACACUACCAAACGUGUUCAACAACAAUACCUGCAUGAUCACCAGUAAAAACAACCCCUUUCGUCUUGGGCUGCAACUUAACGAACACGUCAAGAUUGAGUGA
Anopheles moucheti is the source of this 474-nucleotide messenger RNA. Its product is annotated as sex determination protein fruitless-like. Gene Ontology annotation, cellular component: nucleus. NCBI's taxonomy places the organism in Eukaryota, Metazoa, Arthropoda, Insecta, Diptera, Culicidae. Gene Ontology annotation, biological process: regulation of transcription by RNA polymerase II. The record is from RefSeq and is a predicted model, not a curated record. Gene Ontology annotation, molecular function: protein binding.